UAAAACAAUAGGGAAGUGAUGCUGUCCAAUUAUACACACAAUAGGUUUACAUAGCCACCUGUUACUUUCAUGUUAUUACUAUAGUACUGAUUGCAGUCCAGCUCUUUCAGCAUUCUUCUUGUGUUGACAGCAGCAGCAAGCCACAUUUGUAUUCUCCUACAAAAAUAUGUUUCUCCACCUGAUGUGUGGAGCCCUGCUGGGCCUGGGUUAUUGCAUUCAAAAAACAAGUGCCAUCUCCUACCCAAAAACUCUGCCAUGUGAUGUCAGCGAGGUCAAUAACGGCACUGGGGUGAAAGUGGACUGCACUGAAAGAAGUCUCAAGAACGUCCCCAUCGCCAUCCCAGGAGAGACUACCAAUCUGACGCUCACCAUCAACCAUAUUCCAAAUUUGAACUCAACAUCCUUUCACGGUCUGGAUAACCUCACAGAGAUUGACAUGAGGUGCAACUGCGUACCCAUCAAAAUUGGCCCGAAGGACAACAUGUGCACAAAAAGUGUGACAAUUGAGGAGGAUACAUUUACUGCACUAAGGAAUCUACGGGCACUGUAUCUAGAUGGGAAUCAGCUUGAUAGCAUUCCUAAAGGCAUACCUUCAAACCUUGUCCUUCUGAGUUUAGAAGUGAAUCAUAUUUUUUAUAUUUCUAAGAAAAAUCUUUCUGAAAUCCAAAAUGUUCAGGUGCUCUACCUGGGACAAAACUGCUAUUAUCGCAACCCCUGUAAUGUUUCCUAUGGCAUAGAAGAUGGUGCAUUUUUAAAAUUGAAAAAUCUAACAUUGCUGUCCCUUAAGUCAAACAACUUAUCCUUUAUUCCCUAUAGGUUACCUGUAAGUUUAAGAGAGCUGUAUCUAUACAAUAACAACAUCCAAGAGGUCUCUGAUGAGGAUUUUAAAAACUUGACAAACCUCGAGAUUUUAGAUAUUAGUGGAAAUUGUCCUCGAUGCUACAAUGCCCCUUUCCCAUGCACCCCAUGCCCAAAUAACGCACCCCUAAAAAUAAGUACGGGAGCUUUUAAAACAUUGACAAAACUAAAAACGUUACGUUUACACAGUAACUCCCUGACAUGUAUAUUACCUGAAUGGUUCACUAGCACAAAGGAUCUGAGAGUGCUUGAUCUCUCAUCAAACUUUUUAGCCAGAGAUAUUGGGUCCACAAACUUUCCUAAAUUUCUUGGCAAGCUACAAGAGCUGGACUUAUCUUUUAACUAUGAGCUCCAGAGGUAUCCUCAAACUCUUAGACUGAGCUCCAAUUUCUCCUCCCUUGUGUCUCUUGAAAUUCUCAGACUAAAGGGCUAUGUGUUUCAGCAACUAAAGCCAGAAAGCAUUGCUCCCUUAAAAAGUCUUCCAAAUCUUACAGUUCUAGACCUUGGCACAAAUUUUAUCAAAAUGGCAAACCUCAGCAUUUUAAUGGAGUUAAAAACCUUUCGUAUAAUCAGUUUGUCUGAUAAUAAAAUAUCAUCUCCCUCUGAUGCUCAAAAUGCAUUUAGUUUCAACGGGGGAGAGGCUAUGCUGUGGUCCCCCAUGUCAGCAGCUGAUCAGUUACAGAACAAGGAAGUGAGAGAGAUUCAUUACUUCAGAUAUGACGAAUAUGCUCGCAGCUGCAAAUACAAAGAUAAGGAACUUGGAAUCGUUACAUUAUUUGUCAAGAAGGAAUGCAGUGACUUUGGCAAAACCUUGGAUGUGAGCAGAAACAACAUAUUUUUCUUGCAUUCAAGGUUUUUAAACCUGAAGGAGUUGAGGUGCCUCAAUCUUUCAGGAAACGCAAUGAGCCAAACCCUGAACGGAUCUGAGUUUAGCAAUCUGACUAAUUUGAAGUACCUGGACUUCUCAUCAAAUCGCCUGGACUUGUUGUACUCAACUGCUUUUAAAGAGCUAAGCAAUCUGGUCAUCUUGGAUAUAAGUAAAAACAACCAUUAUUUUGAAUCAGAGGGCUUGACUCAUAUGCUUAAUUUCACUAAGAAUUUAAAAAAACUCAAGAUACUGCUAAUGAAUCACAACAAGAUUUCUACUUCCACCAACACAGAAAUGGAAAGUGAAUCUUUAGAGAAGUUGGAGUUCAGAGGCAACAGGUUGGAUAUGCUGUGGAGAGAUGGGGACACAAGAUAUAUCCACUAUUUCAAAAAAUUACGUAAUCUGAGACUACUAGACAUUUCUUCCAAUAACCUUCGUUCAGUUCGAAGAGAGGUCUUCAGUGGUCUGCCAGACAACCUGUCUGAACUCCACAUUAAAAAGAACAAACUGUACUUUUUUGCAUGGGGGGAAUUACAACUUCUGAGAUCUCUGAAAGUCUUGGACCUCAGUGGAAAUUACCUAACCUCUGUUCCAAGAAUGCUGUCAAACUGUACCACAUCACUUGAAAAACUUGUUUUACAUGACAACAAAAUCCUAAAACUCACACCAAAUUUCCUCCAGGGAGCUUUUGGUUUAAAAUAUCUAGAUCUUAGCUCCAAUCUUAUAAAGUAUAUUGAGCAAUCUAGCUUUCCAGAUAAUGUUGUUAAGCAGAUGGACAAGUUGCUUCUGCACAAAAACAAUUUCCUUUGCACGUGUAAUGCUUCUUGGUUCAUCACUUGGCUAAACAAGACCACGGUGACCAUCCCUCGACUAGGAAUUGAUGUUACCUGUGCUUCUCCAGGAGUGCAAAAAGGUAAUCUUGUGGUCUCAGUGGACUUACAAACCUGCCAGCACUCCUUCCUAUCAAUCAUCCUCUACACUCUCAUGACUUCACUCCUCCUAAGUUUCAUUACUCUGUCCAUCGCUAGUCACCUGUACCUGUGGGACGUCUGGUACAUUUAUCACUUCUGCAGGGCUAAACUCAAGGGCUACAGCCGCCUGACUUCUCAAAGUGAGGUCUAUGAUGCCUUUGUGAUGUUUGACAAAAAUGAUCCUGCUGUGACAGAGUGGGUGAUGAAGGAAAUGUGUCCUCAUCUGGAGGAGCGGGGAGAUCGCCGACUGACACUGUGUCUGGAGGAGCGAGACUGGGUCCCCGGUUGUCCCCUGAUUGACAACCUCUCCCAGAGCAUCCACAAGAGCAAGAGGACUGUGUUCAUUCUCACCAAAAAUUAUAUCCAAGGGGGUAAUUUCAGUACAGCCUUCUAUAUGGCCCAUCAAAGAUUGAUGGAUGAAAAAAAUGACGUCAUAGUACUGAUUUUUUUGGAAAAAGUGUCUUGCAACUCAAAAUAUCUGCGCUUAAGAAAGCGAUUGUACAAGCGGUCUGUCCUUGAGUGGCCGACAAACCCACAAGCACAACCAUACUUCUGGUUUAGCCUCAGGAGUGUAUUGGCUACUGAGAGCCACAAACAGUACAGCAAUCUCUUUAAAGAGACACUAUGAAGGGAUGACAAUAUAGAGUUUGUAAAAAAUAAGACAAUUUGUGUUUUAUCAGUUAUUUCUUUUCUGCAACAAUGCUUCUUGGCAAUAAUUUUUAAAGUUAUACAAUUACAAUUAUAAUCUGGCAAUUCACAAUGCCUUUCUGCUGUUGACGCUUGUUUGGUGUCAUUUAUUGGAUUGAACAAUAGAAGCUUGAAGAAACAAGAGAUAUCUGUAAUAUAGUCAUUUUUCUUUAACAAAUCAAGGUUUCAGGAAUGCGUUGGAAAGCUAUUCAGAGCUAAAACAGCCUGGUAUGUUGCCCUCAUGCAGAUCGCCAGCUUGGUCACGUUCUAUUUUGGUAUUCCUUUCUUCAACCAGCACUUGUCACAAGUCAGCAAAGGUAGUUGCACUGGACUCUCUGGUUUGAGAAGCACAUCCAAGCAACCAUGCAUUUUUUCGUGACACCAUGCAUGAGAAAACAAAAAAGCUUUAUUAUAGUAAGAUACCAAGAAGCAAUGUUGCUCCAAAACAACUUUUCUAGUUUUUUGUGUUUAUUUUAAAUGUAUACAGUUAUACUUUAUUUAAGCAUAACCUUAAAGUUUGUGCUACUUGGUUUUAUUACUGGAAAAAGGAACAACAGCUUUAUGCUAAUACCACAAAUUAUUUUAAGAUUGUCUUUAUUUAUUAUGGUUGCAAACGAGGAACUGACUAAGUACAGCUACUUCUGUAAUUUCCAUGUGGCUUUUCUAACACAUGCAGUCUUUCUGUGCAUACUAUUCAGCUUACAGUUUUAUUGCUUUUUAUUUUAAUAGAGCAAUACUGAAAUACAGGGCAAGAAAAGGCAGUCAGUAGUUUUGGCUGGUGUAAAGGGAUUGCUGAUUUGUCAGAUCCAUUUUAGAUCUGGAAGGCUUUAAUGUCCUUGAAUCAGUAGCUUUGAAUAUUCUUUGAACAGCUGGGUUCAACAUAUCAUGUACCAUGUUGAGUUUUGCUACUACAAUUUUCUUUGCAUCUUCAUAUGUGGAAGAAACUAAUUUUUUAUUUCUUUAAUUAUGCUAACCGUUUGGUUUUUUAUUUUUAUUUUACAGUAAUCCUUACAUUUAAUAAUUUGAUGUGUUUUGAACAGUUGUUUCAUUAUAUGUCCCUGUGUUAAAGUUGAGCUGAGUUAAAACUGCUUAAAUCAUACAACAACAUACACACCACUGUGAAAUACUUUAUUACAAGCUAUGCAAGCACACAUUUAUGUAAUUCUUUACUUGGUUUAAACAAACAGCCAGUUGCUUUUAAAGGCUAGUAAUAAAUGCCAACAUGGUCUGGAUAACUAGUACAGUUAACUUCACAAACGUGUCACAGCUGUUUGAUGUUCUGUAAGUACCUUGACAUGUAUACAUUUAUACAGUACAUGAUUUUUAUAAAGGAUGUUAAGCUAAUGCUAUGACUGUCCUACAAAUUCAUGACCCAAAGCCUGGCAAUAGGAGGUUAGUAUUUAAAAGUUACAAAAGUGUGCGUGCGUGUGUGUAUAUAUGUUACCUAUAUCAAAUAUAGAUAGUCUCAAAACAUAAAGCUUUGCUUAUGUGAGCACAGCUCAGUGUGUGUACUUUGAAAAUCCAACUCUUAGAAGUAUUGAGAUGUUCAAAUUACAUUUUAUUGUAUCCAUCAAUAUGCCAUUAGGACAAUGACAAUAAACAUCUAAUUCUGACAAAUGUAUGUGUUUGUUUUUAACUGUGUUUAAAAGUAGCAACAGUAAAAAUAAAGGAUCUUUGUCAUUUACAUUGCUUUGAUAUAUUUAUAAUGUUGUCUAUACCAGGUCAUAUAAUUAUUCAAAUCAUAAUAAGUUAUAAUAAAGAAUCCACAAUACAUACACAUUAAUCGUUCUGUAAUAUUUAUAGCUCUGAAUGCACUUCCCUGAAUAGCUAUGGUUGUCUAAUUGUCUGCAUUGCUACAAAGCUGAUUUAUAGUUUUUGAGAAGUAUUUCUUUUUUUUUUUUUCUCCCCUGCCAGGGGGUCCUUUUUGUGGGCUCUAGUGUCCCUUUUUUCAUAGUAGGCUGACAGGAAAGGGGGAAA
Gambusia affinis (western mosquitofish) is the source of this 5361-nucleotide messenger RNA. It is a transcript of the gene tlr7, whose product is annotated as toll-like receptor 7. The coding region runs from base 167 to 3325 and encodes 1052 amino acids. Lineage: Eukaryota; Metazoa; Chordata; Actinopteri; Cyprinodontiformes; Poeciliidae. Gene Ontology annotation, molecular function: pattern recognition receptor activity; protein binding. The transcript is spliced from 2 exons. Gene Ontology annotation, cellular component: plasma membrane. Gene Ontology annotation, biological process: positive regulation of interleukin-6 production; canonical NF-kappaB signal transduction; toll-like receptor signaling pathway. The record is from RefSeq and is a predicted model, not a curated record.